Messenger RNA from Cladocopium goreaui, 4317 nucleotides. NCBI's taxonomy places the organism in Eukaryota, Dinophyceae, Suessiales, Symbiodiniaceae. The record is from the annotation of a GenBank genome assembly.
AUGCCAAUGAGUGCCCUUGUCACUGUUGGCCCCUCCCCACAUUCCCCAAUGAUGAAAGCACCCACUGAUGUUGAAGGAGGCCGACCAGAGGCCAUGGAAACACAUGAAACCAACCAAGGGGUAGCUGACCUGAAUGCUGACUCCUUGCGAGACCAUGCAACACUCAAACGUCCAGUUGAAAGGGAUGACUUUUCCGAGGCGCCCCCCAAAAAAUGGAAAGAUGCAGAUGGAUCGCCGAAUACUAGCAUUGGCCGAGGAGAUGCUGGGACCUUACCGACACGAGCAGAAGCCACUUGCCUUGCCUCAGCCAAGCCUCACCAUGCCAUGCCUGUGACAGCCACUGACAAUGGGGAAUUCCCACUUAAGGGCAACUUGCCAGGUAAGCAGUGUGUGCACCAUGCAUUCGCCUCUUUGCCAGAGCCAGCUCCAGUGUCGCAUCCCAAAGCAUCCGAGAGUCAUUCACAUGCCAGCCUUGCUGGCCUUGCACCCCAAAAUGAAAGCAGAGAUGAAGAAAACAGCCAGCGUUCGGGACGCAAGAACCCGCAAAUUGGGGUACCCACCAAUUUUUUGGGGAAAGAGAGUCAAAUCGACAAACAGCCAGCGGUGGAGACGCCAGAACUCCCCCUGCCCAUGUCUUUUCAGGCCAUGCCACGUGAUGCUUUUGUCACUCGUGGCCCCUCCCCCCAUGGUCCCAUGUGUGAGAGUUCAGACCUGGUCAAAAUGUCGAAGCCAUGUCAUGCAGAAGAGACAUCCAGUAACCCAGCAUCAGGUAUGCCGAACACACUAGAUCAGCAUCAAUUUGCAGAUACCAACCCGAAACCACACGAGGAAUCUACAGGUGGACUCGUGGCAUUUGCGUCAGGGUCCAACCCAUCUAAAUCCGAAACACACAGUCCGAUCAUUGCAGCCGAGGCCAGGGAGGCUACCAAAGUUGUAGCUCACCAGACCGCAUCCGAUGAAAAGCAUGCCAGUGAUCCUGCCGAGGCCAAUGACGAAGGAGACUCCUUGACCCAGGGAAUGUUGCAGGUAGCUCAAGAGAUCGCCAGCUCCGAAAUCUUGAAGCGCAAGCACAUUGAAAGCCACACCAUUCAGGUCAUCAGGCAAGAUGACAACCAGCCAUCAUUCAUCAAGAUCGACAAGCAGGCUACGGUAGGCUCGGUCACAGUUGUUGAGGCAGACAUUGGUAGCCUUGUCCAGCCAAUCUGUGUCAAUACUUGCGUUGGUACAAGAUAUCCGACUGCAGCCAUCACCAAGCCAUUUGACCAGAUCUUCCUAAAAGAAAUGGCACAAUAUGGAAGUGGUACUUCGGAUGAAGCGAUUAACAUGCCACCUGAGCUGCUUGCAAAUGCCUCCACCACCAGGAUUGCUUUGUUGUACCGACAAGAAGCAUUUGUAGCUCAGGAUGAGAUGGAGUUUUACCUCAACAUGAUCACUGCCACAGGUCAAGCUAGUGUAGCUCCGGCCGCAAUCAUCCCUCAUGAGUGCGAUGAUGAGGAACUCAUACAGACACUCCAAAACUGGUAUGCACAGGCUCUGCUUGUUCACGAUGCCCCAAGCACGCAGCCGUGGAAAGAGAUCAAACAGCUUUCCAACCAAUGUAGCCCGAAGUUACAACUUGUCUUGCCAAGUGAACUGCAGGAAGUCAUUCGAAACCGGACCAACUCCCAGCAGAAGUUUGGAUCCAAGAAAGACAAGAAAAAGCAUGCCCCGCAGGCACAGAAACCAAUUCACAUCGACGCUGAGGACAUAAGCAUUCCUGACGGAAUUUUCCAAGAUGCUGAUGGUAAGACCAUCCAACAGCGGCCAAUCAAUAGCAUAGGUCCAGAAGCACGAGGCAUCGUUGUCGUCAAAGCCAUGCAAGCAGUGCCAUAUCUAAGGUUUCAAAAACCGGUGUCCCAGAAUGGCCUUGCCUUAUUGGUGAUUGACCACCAGGACCCAUUGCUCCACGGGGUUGGGGAAGAAGUCCGUUUUCCUGCCAGGUACGAAAAGACAAGUGAGCCCAUUUUGAUGUCAGCCAAACUUGUACAGAUUGGAGCCAGCAUCGUCAGUCGUACAGUCCCAGCCCAUGCAACUAAGGUGGACGAGGUCAUGACAGCAGUCGUAAGAGUUGCAGUGUAUAGGGAUGAGUGUGAUGUCAAAUGGGAAAGCAUCGUUGCAAGGCCUGUGAAGCACCUAAUUUCCAGUGUCCAGCUUUUGCAACCAAAUGGGGACAUGUCACCGAUCAUGGAUGUUUGGGAUAGGCAAUUCCUGAAUGAAAAGCUGGAACGCACAAAACCGAGUGACGCCACCAUUUUCAUGGCUUGUUUCAGAUUGGAGGCAUCCGAUAUCACCGAAGCACUCAAAACCUCAGGAGAUUCGGGGUGCUACCUGGAGCCGAGAAGCCACGAUGGAAGAUCUCCCUCCACUGACUAUCGAGUCAUUUGGAUCAACAAGCAAGACAAGCAGAAUGUCAUGAUUGCAUCCCAGGCUACUAAGCAGUGGACAUGCAUUGUUAGAUCUGGCAACCGAUUUGGACUCCGAACUCGAGUCCAAGAUGCGCAGGCAGUCCAUGAGACCCAUAAGCCUCAGGUACCAUUCCUCACAUCCGACCAAGUCAUGACGUUCCAUGUAGGCCCCAUGCCACACGGAUCCAACCGCACGGCACUCACCAAACUGUUCCAAUCGUGGUCAUGGCAGGCAAGGCCAUGCCAGCCGCGUAACAGGACACCUGAUGGUAAGGGCGUUGUGUGGGAAUGCCAAGCAAUCUGCAAACCACCCUAUGAGGUAUACCAGUUGGAUCAUGCAGAUGUCCUCAUCACAGAAGUGCCCAAGAAAGCAGCCAGAAAUGCAUUGCCACAAGGAAGCAUCCAAGCUUCGGCCAAAACAAUGGCAGCACUGAAAGCUGCAGACAGCCAAAGCCAGGAGAAUGCUGACCCAUGGGAAGCCAAUGAUCCAUGGGGAAACUAUACCACCCCUACCAAGGGACCCAGACCCAGCACUCAGCAAACCGUGGUCAAACGAAAUGAUGACAUUGAAGCCAUUGCAGCCAAGGUCCAGCAGAAGCUUCAGCCAGCCUGGUCUAAGCACAUCAACUACCCCAAAAACGAUACAGAUCAAGACAUGAAUGGAGAUGAGACUCGAAUCCAGGUAGUUGAGGACCGCCUUGCCAAGCUGGAACAAACAGUGCAGGCAAAUCAAUUGCAGCAGGGAAAGCAUGUCCAGGAACUUGCCUCCCAGAUUGCCCAGGUUCAAAAGAACGUUGAUCAACAAGGAAGAGCUUUCCAUGCCCACCUUGAUGAGAAGCUCGACAAUCAGCUGCACCAGAUCGAGCAGUUGCUCGCCAAGCGCAGCCGCACUGAGUGUGUCCAAAGAUUCCGUCAAGAGCUCAAGUUCCAGUCCCAGCAAUGGAAGUACCUGCCUGGUGCACCGGAAAACCUGGACUGCUUGCCCAACAGCGGGGGAGAUGCCAGACCACUGAAGUCUUUGCCAGUGAGCACAGUAGUCAUUAACACCAAUGCUAUUGUGAGUGACGUAAGUGCAGAUGGUCUUAUCGUACAAUAUCAGCCCCCAGAGCUGGAUCCCCACCAACCUGUGAGUCCCAUUGCAGUGGUCAGCUAUGUUGACAAUUGGGAAGCUCAGUCAUCAAGUGCCCAAGCGACCUGUGAAGCGUUUCAAGCGAUGGACUCUUUUGCCAGUGCCUUGGACAUACGAAAUACAGCCGCGGACACCAUGGCGUCCAAAGCCAUUGCCUUACUGCCAGCCAGAGUUCGCCAGGCCCACAGAAGGCUUGCAAACCUUCUGGAAAGCCGCUAUGCAGCAUGCCAAGCGAUGCAUAAGUUGUUUGUUGCAAUCGGAAAAAAGGUUGUAAAGGAAAAAGAAGAGAUGAAAGCACGUGAGACAGAAGCUUGGGAAAACGUUGGACCGUCAGCUCCAACCAUCUCAGAUGUGAUCAGUUUUCUUCCUCUGCCAUCGACAGUUGUGGAGCCUGAGGACCACCAACUUGGAGAGGGUUUUCCACUGAUUCAUCAGUGGCUUUUGGAGUUUACAGGAGACGAACAAUCCAUUCCGAUGUGGCUGUCCAGUUACCAGCUGUACGCCCACUUCCAAUGGAGCACUGGACACUUGGGAUUUCAUUAUAACCGCAAAACCAAAAAGUUCGAGACGCUUACAUCACUUGGUACUGCGAAGGAAUACAACUUCAUUCGUGCAGCUGGAUGGUUUAACGCGAUGCUGAAGAGUUUUGCGAAAGCGAUGGGCUUCCUGAUCCUCUCGCUGCCGUCGAACUUUGUCUCACCAGAGCUCGAAUUCUCGGCGGGAGGGAAAAGGAAAAGGUUUUGA